Messenger RNA from Vigna unguiculata (cowpea), 2498 nucleotides. Its product is annotated as receptor-like serine/threonine-protein kinase ALE2. Gene Ontology annotation, molecular function: receptor serine/threonine kinase binding; ATP binding; protein kinase activity. Lineage: Eukaryota; Viridiplantae; Streptophyta; Magnoliopsida; Fabales; Fabaceae. The record is from RefSeq and is a predicted model, not a curated record. Gene Ontology annotation, biological process: protein phosphorylation.
CAUGAGAAAGUGGCUAGUUUUGAGUUUUUGCAACAUUCCACGAACACCACUUUUUACUGUCUUUGAUUUAUGACUUGAAUUGUAUCCCUUCACCACUUCACUUGUCCUCUAUGCGCUUUUUCCUCUCUCUUUGCUCUUUGCUUUCCACACGGAAACAUAAGCCUUGCAUAGGGUCGCAUUCAAAAACCAAAAGUUCAGAGCUUGUUUAUUUGUAAGCCUUUUUUCGUUAGGAACUGAAAAUGGCGUUUUCAGUACUGCUACUGUUGUUCUCUCUUGCGUUUUUGCUCUCAAACCCAACAUGGGUGUGUGGGAAUGGAGAGCUAAGAGCACUGAUGGAUUUGAAAGCCAGUUUGGAUCCAGAGAGCCUUUAUCUACCGUCUUGGACUGUCAAUGGUGACCCAUGUGGUGGAUAUUUUGAAGGAGUGGCAUGCAAUGAGAAGGGGCAAGUGGCAAAUGUUUCUCUGCAGGGUAAGGGUCUCUCAGGGAAGCUUUCACCAGCCAUUGCAGGGCUCAAGCACCUGACUGGUCUCUACUUGCAUUAUAACUCUUUGUAUGGAGGCAUACCAAGAGAGAUUGCAAACUUGACUCAGCUUGUUGAUUUGUAUUUGAAUGUAAACAAUCUGUCUGGGGAAAUCCCACGCGAGAUAGCCACCAUGGAGAACUUGCAAGUUUUGCAGCUUUGUUAUAAUAACUUGACUGGAAGCAUUCCUACACAACUAGGUGCUUUGAAAAAGCUGAGUGUUGUUGCAUUGCAGUCAAACCAGUUAACUGGUGCUAUCCCUGCUAGUCUAGGUGAUUUGGGCUUGCUGGCGAGGCUAGAUUUGAGCUCUAAUAAUCUUUUUGGUUCCAUUCCCACUAGUCUUGCAGAAGCUCCUUCACUGAGAGUUUUGGAUGUUCACAACAACACCCUUUCUGGGAAUGUACCUCCUGCUCUUAAGAGACUAGAGGAUAGGUUUCUGUAUGAGUACAAUCUGGGGUUAUGUGGAGUUGGGUUUUCAUCCUUGAAAGCUUGCAACGCCUCAGAUCAUGUGAUUCCAAGCAGACCCGAGCCUUAUGGAGCAGCAACAAGAGAUAUCCCUGAAACUGCAAAUGUGAAGUUACCAUGCAAUGGUACUCAGUGCCUUAAUUCAUCAAAAUCAAAUCAAUCCACAUCAAUUACUGUGGGCAUAUUUGUGGUAAUAAUUGCAGUGUCUGCAAUCGGUAUUUUGACAUUCACACUGUAUCGUCGGAGAAAACAAAAGCUUGGAGGUUCUUUUCAUAUCAGUGACAACCGUGAGGAGGCCAUGGGUGGUGGUGUGUGUAGGAAAGACGGAUCUCCUUUGGUCAGCCUUGAGUACUCUACAGGAUGGGACCCUUUGGCUGAGAGUAGAAAUUUCAACGGGUAUAGUCAAGAUAUGGUUCAGAGUUUGAGGUUCAAUUUGGAAGAAGUGGAGUCAGCUACUCAGUAUUUCUCAGAGUUGAAUCUGUUGGGGAAGAAUAGCUUUAGUGCAACAUAUAGAGGAGUUCUGAGAGAUGGAUCCGUUGUUGCAGUGAAGAGCAUAAGUAAAACUAGUUGCAAGUCGGAUGAAGGUGAGUUUAUGAAGGGACUGAACAUGUUGACCUCAUUGAGGAAUGAUAAUGUAGUUAGGUUGAGGGGAUUCUGCUGUUCAAGGGGACGAGGUGAAUGCUUUCUGAUUUAUGAUUUUGUUUCCAAUGGAAACCUUUCACGCUUCCUUGAUGUUAACGAAGGAGAUGGUGAAGUCCUUGAAUGGUCAACUAGAGUUUCUAUUGUGAAAGGGGUUGCAAAAGGUAUGGCAUAUUUACAUGCAUACAGAGGAAACAAACCAGUUUUGAUUCACCAGAACAUCUCAGCUGACAAAGUCCUGAUUGAUCAGCGGUUCAAUCCAUUGUUGGCAGAUUGUGGCAUUUACAAGCUUCUUACUAAUGAUAUUGUGUUCUCUGCACUGAAGGGUAGUGCAGCAAAGGGUUACUUGGGUCCUGAAUAUGCCACUACUGGGCGCCUUGCUCAGACAAGUGAUGUCUAUGCCUUUGGGGUGCUGCUUUUCCAGAUCCUUUCUGGGAAGCAAGAAAUCACUAGCUCAAUAAGGGUUGCUGCAGAGUGCUCCAAGUUCCAAGAAUUUAUGGACCCGAAUCUUCAUGGAAGAUACUUUGAAUAUGAAGCAGCUAAACUGGCAAAAAUAGCUUUGCUUUGCUCCCAUGACUCUCCCUUUGAGAGGCCAUCCAUGGAAGCCAUUGUUCAAGAACUGGGGAACUGCAGUAGCUGCCUCUGAUUAGUUAGUGCUAACAACUGCUUAGCUUUUGGACAGUAGUGGGUUGUAUCGUAGAGAAUGGACAUUUCUUCCUCAAAUCGCCUGUGAUUUUGUUCAAUGUAUUUUGUUGUACAAGGUGAAUGUUUGAUUUGAUUUUUCGGUCUAUCCGUAUCUACCGGACAAAAAUCUAACGUAGUAGGAUUCUGUUCACCAACUCCGGAUUACGGUUAUUAUAAUAUUCUUCUCGCA